CUCAACAGAGAUUCAACCAGUCUAUGAUGGUUAUCCUUCGAGUCAGCAUGGUUCCUUGAAUCGAUCAGAGAUUCAACAACGUAGUUAUGCCAACGGUCAUACUGCCAGUAAUGCAACGAAAGAGCUCGACGAUUUGAUGGCCUCCCUUUCCGAGUUCAAGAUCAAUAGCAGUUCUCAUCAACAUCAAACGGUGACCGAUUCUCCAUACGCUAAACCCAAUAAAGCGACUAAAAGUUCGCAAAGCCCAUUACCACCGGCUGAGGGUACACAAACGAGAAUACACAUUACAGAAACUCAAACGACACAUCAUUAUCAGCAACAACAACACGGGGAAAGUCAUACUGCACAAGCCGCGACACAAAUCAAACAGAAUCAAUUGGAUUCUAUGCUAGGAAAUCUCCAAGCAGAUAUGAGUCGCCAAGGUGUGAACACUACGCAAAAGGGAUGCUGCAGUGCCUGCGAGAAACCUAUCGUAGGCCAGGUAAUCACGGCUUUGGGUAAGACCUGGCACCCUGAACACUUCACAUGUACUCAUUGCAAUCAAGAAUUGGGUACACGUAACUUUUUUGAAAGAGAAGGACAUCCCUAUUGUGAACCUGAUUAUCAUAAUCUUUUUUCACCACGUUGUGCUUAUUGCAAUGGUCCAAUUCUCGACAAAUGCGUUACCGCCUUGGAGAAGACUUGGCACACGGAACACUUCUUCUGUGCUCAGUGUGGCAAACAAUUUGGUGAGGAAGGUUUCCAUGAACGAGAUGGAAAGCCAUAUUGUCGGGAGGAUUUUUUCGACAUGUUUGCACCUAAAUGCGGUGGUUGUAAUCGAGCAAUCAUAGAAAAUUAUAUUUCUGCAUUGAACAGUCAAUGGCAUCCGGAUUGUUUCGUCUGCAGAGAUUGCAAGAAACCGGUUUCUGGUAAAUCAUUCUACGCUAUGGAAGGAAAACCAGUAUGUCCAAAAUGUGUUGGCGUGGAUGAGGAAGAAGAGGAAGAGGAAGAGGCGGCCUAAAAAAAAAAAAAAGAGAAAAGAAAAAUGAAUUUUGCGAUGUUCACAGUCGUUGAUUAUUAUUAUUCUAUUUUCUUAUAGAAAAUGUCUAUUAUUCCAUCCGCCCACCCCUUAACCCUGCCUGAAACUCGACUACCCUCCCUCCCCAGAUGUUAUUCAUUUAUUUCGUUGGCUCGAGAAAUGCAGUGCCAACAUUUUUUUUUCUUCUAUUCCGUUUUUUUUUUCCUCAAACAGGUGUUAUAUCGAACGACGAGCAGAAUUUUUUUUCCAUUACACAAAAAAAACACACAUGUACACGAACGCGAUCGUUAUCGUUAAAUAUUCUUUUUAAAAGUCUAAUGGAGCUUUUUUGCAUUCACAUUUUUUUUCUCCUUUUUUUUUUUUGUGUGUUCUUUUUUCUUUCUUUUUUUUUUUCCUUUCUUUUUUUGAUAGCAAUUAUUUUUUAUUCGAGCUCAAUCGAAAUAGUUAAAGGAUCGUUUUAUGUAAUCUCACAUGUUAAAGAUGUUAUUAAAUAUGUAUGAGGCUAAUGAGAGAGAAAAAGAAUGUAAUAAAUUAUUAUUAAAAAAUAUAUAUAUACAUAUAUACAUAUGAAAAAAAAAAAAAAAAAAAAAAAAAAAAAAAAAAAAAAAAAACAAAACAAAACAAAACAAAACAAAACAAAAACAAAAAAACAAAACACACACAUAGCGAACAACACUAGGGUGACAUUGAAUCGCGUGCGACAAAGUCGUACGCGUGUUCGUUGAAAGCCCGUGUGAUACGAACACGGCCGUGUUGCACUCAUGCCGUCUAAUUUUAGAAAUAUGUCUAACCGUACGAUCGCUCUUUGAUCAAUUUCCUCUGUAUUCUGUUUUCUUUUUCUUUUUGCGUGUGUUAUUGUUUGAUAUGUAUGAUGUAUGUAUGUGUGUGCAUGCGUAAACAUACAUACACGUACACGCACAUACACCGUUUAUAGUAAUAUGAUUUUCGUCAAUUUUUCGAUAAAUUUUAUUUAUAUGGCAUGAUUCAUAUUCUACAAAUAAAUUAUUAUUAUUACCGUCACACGUAUAAUCGAUUGGUAUAUUUAGUUAGUAUAUAUGGAGAUUACAUAAAAUGAGAAUUUUCUUUUUUUUUUUUUUUUUUUUUUAAAUAGAUUUGUGUACAUUUGUAUGUAUUCGUCUACAUUCGUGUAACAUUUGAGACAUUCGUCUAUAUUUGUGUUUUUGAUUCAUUCUUUUUUUUUUUCCUUUUUUUUUUUAUUUUUUAUAAAAUGUAAAUUAUAUAAUUUUAAUACAUUGUUAUUCGUCGUCAUUGUUAUUUAAUAUGAAAUUAUAUGUUUUUAUUUUUAACAAUUUUAUGUGUUUAUAAAACGCUUUUUUUUUAUUUUUUAGAUAUUUAAAUCGUAUAAGAAAGAUAUGAAUAACAAUGAUUUGAAAUUGUGAUAUAUAUUAUUAUUAAAAUAAUUUAAUUGUCAGCAAAUAUAUAUACUAUAAUUUAAAAGAAAAUAAAUAAAUAAAUAAAGAAAAGAAAAUAAAAAAAAAAAAAAAUUAAUGAAAAUCAAAUUGAUGUUUUUGCAGGACUGCAGGCAAAAGUUUCAAGGGGGAUCCUUUUUUGAUCACGAAGGAUUGCCGUAUUGUGAAACACAUUA
This is a messenger RNA of Vespa velutina, 2624 nucleotides long. RefSeq names its product paxillin. NCBI's taxonomy places the organism in Eukaryota, Metazoa, Arthropoda, Insecta, Hymenoptera, Vespidae. The record is from RefSeq and is a predicted model, not a curated record. The transcript has 5 exons. Bases 137 to 1000 code for a protein of 287 amino acids. Gene Ontology annotation, biological process: positive regulation of substrate adhesion-dependent cell spreading; cell-cell junction organization; positive regulation of integrin-mediated signaling pathway. Gene Ontology annotation, cellular component: cell-cell junction; focal adhesion; cytoplasm.